AUGGCUCUUUUGUGGAGCAAUGAGAUCAAAGUUACGAAAGUGAUAGGGACAUCAUUCACUAUUGAGGCUAAAAUUGAAGAUGAGGAGAAGAAGGAGAGCUGGUGGUUUAUUGGGAUAUAUGCUAGUUGUGAUUACCUAAUAAGAAGGGGACAAUGGGAGGUUAUAGGCAGAAGGAAAGCUGGAUGGGGGAAAAAAUGGAUCAUAAUAGGAGAGUUCAAUGAUAUAGUCUCAAAUGAGGAGAAAUGGGGAGGAAGGAAUAGAGAUGAUAGAAGUUUCCAGGAUUUCAGGAAUCUUGUUGAUGAUAAUCAGCUUUUGGAUAUUGGUUUUGAAGGGAAGCCAUGGACAUGGUGCAAUAACUGGUAUGGGGAUGGUGAAGUGAAAGAAAGACUUGAUAGGGGAUUAUGUACACUAGAGUGGUCUCAAUGCUUUAGUGAAGCUAACUGCAAGCAUAUUGAAUCUCAUGCAUCAGAUCAUAGAACUCGAUGGUAUCAAGUGAGUCAGAAGAUCAAAAACUGCAGAGUUGAGUUACUGAAAUGGAAUAGCAGCAAGAAAGGGAAUUCCUUGGAGAGGAUCAAUGCCUGCAAAAACAAGAUUGAGGACAUCAAGGCAUCAAUUGUUGGAAAUAAGAGCCAACAAAUUCAGGAGGCUAAGAAACAAUUAAAAGCUGCAUAUGAUGUGUGA
This is a messenger RNA of Coffea arabica (coffee), 681 nucleotides long. RefSeq lists its product as uncharacterized. The record is from RefSeq and is a predicted model, not a curated record. NCBI's taxonomy places the organism in Eukaryota, Viridiplantae, Streptophyta, Magnoliopsida, Gentianales, Rubiaceae.